This is a messenger RNA of Paramecium tetraurelia, 231 nucleotides long. RefSeq lists its product as uncharacterized. NCBI's taxonomy places the organism in Eukaryota, Ciliophora, Oligohymenophorea, Peniculida, Parameciidae. The transcript has a single exon. The record is from RefSeq and is a predicted model, not a curated record.
AUGAAAAUUGAAGAGAGUGAAAAAAAUGAAGAUAUUGUUUAAUUAGUUUUGCCCCUUUUGGAUGUUGUCUAAUGUUUUGCUAAUGGAAGUUUGAGCGUUGAAAAUUUAAACGAAUCAUAAAAGGCUGAUUUUUAAUCUUGGAUAAAAAUAGAGAAGAAAUAGAAAAAUUUAUUUAAGCUUUUAAAAACAAAGAGAGAAAAAUUGAAUAAAGUCUAACUUAAGAUAAUAUGA